This is a messenger RNA of Caenorhabditis elegans, 216 nucleotides long. It is a transcript of the gene nspe-2, whose product is annotated as Nematode Specific Peptide family, group E. The transcript has a single exon. NCBI's taxonomy places the organism in Eukaryota, Metazoa, Nematoda, Chromadorea, Rhabditida, Rhabditidae. The coding region runs from base 1 to 216 and encodes 71 amino acids. The record is from RefSeq and is marked reviewed.
AUGUCUCCAAAAUUCCUUGUCUUCAUCGUCUUCGCCCUCUUCCUCUCUACAGUAUCCGCUGGAAUUAUUCGUGAGCGGCGUCAAGCCUACUACACCGGCGGUGGUGUUGUGAACAACAUGGUCAGCGAUGGUUUAUUCGGAGGAUCCACUUCUCUUGGUUGGGCUCAAGUUCCACACGUCUACAGUCCAAUGUUCUCGCCUGUUUUUGGAAAAUAG